Apiotrichum porosum is the source of this 738-nucleotide messenger RNA. RefSeq lists its product as uncharacterized. The coding region runs from base 1 to 738 and encodes 245 amino acids. The record is from RefSeq and is a predicted model, not a curated record. NCBI's taxonomy places the organism in Eukaryota, Fungi, Basidiomycota, Tremellomycetes, Trichosporonales, Trichosporonaceae. The transcript is spliced from 4 exons.
AUGGACACCGAGACCACAGCCAAGCUGGUCAUCAAAGUCACCUGUCUGUAUGAGAACCGUGCCAAGUACCGCUCCCACCUUACCGAGUGGCUCCAGAAGACUCCUAGAGUCGGAACAUGGCGUUCGCGGAGGCUGAGCCCCGAAGAGGUCGAUGGGUCCAGGACAGUAAAGUUCUAUGGGACAGGCAUACCUCUCGACCGGGUUGCGCGUGUUCUGUCAAAGUUCACCCGCGGCAAUAUCCGCAGGGUUGAAGUCAACCUGCCCGAGUUCGCCUCGUACCACAGGUCACAUGCAGACGCUCUCCUUCUCACUUUGAGCGCCGUCCCGAAGAUCAACUCCAUCACCAUCGGAUGGGCCCUCGGAUAUCCGGUCAAGGGCAUCGUGGCGUUUCUCGAAGACUCGAAUGUAACCAGGUUCGAAUUUGGGUCCAACAUGAACACCAACCAAGGCAAGAGUAUCGUCAAGGCCAUCGAGAAGUACAACUACUCGCUCGAGGAGCUGCAGAUCAACCUGAGUCACAAGGUCGAAUAUCCCAAGUAUGGUACGAAGCGCUGGGACAUGGUCACUCGUCGCCGCUUGGCAUGGGAGCGCCUGGACCGGAGGAUAUACCACGUCAUGAUGCGCAAUAUCGGCAUCAACAACCAGAAGCGACGGGUCAUUGUCCUUGACGGCCAGUGCGCCGUUCCCGCCAAGCCUGCACCCCUCGUCAAGCUUCCGGCCGAGUUACGUCUGAUGUAG